This is a messenger RNA of Hippopotamus amphibius kiboko, 2423 nucleotides long. It is a transcript of the gene CAPN10, whose product is annotated as calpain 10. The coding region runs from base 139 to 2088 and encodes 649 amino acids. Gene Ontology annotation, cellular component: cytoplasm. Gene Ontology annotation, molecular function: calcium-dependent cysteine-type endopeptidase activity. Gene Ontology annotation, biological process: proteolysis. The transcript has 12 exons. Lineage: Eukaryota; Metazoa; Chordata; Mammalia; Artiodactyla; Hippopotamidae. The record is from RefSeq and is a predicted model, not a curated record.
CGGGCGGCGUCGGGGGGCGCGGGGCACGUGGGGCACGUGGGGCCGCGGCCCGCUCGCCCUGCCUCCGGGUCUGCGCGCCCCCUCGGCUGCGCUCGGCGCGGGGGCGCGGGCUGCGGACGGGAGCCCGGGGCGCGCAGGAUGCGGGCGCCGGCCAAGGAGCUCUUCCGGGACGCCGCCUUCCCCGCCUCGGACUCCUCGCUCUUCUCCAGCUUCUCCACGCCGCUGGCCCAGUUCCGGGAGGAGAUCACGUGGAGGCGGCCCCAGGAAAUCUGCGCCACACCGCAGCUGUUUGCAGACAACCCGCAGGAAGGACGGGUGAAGCAAGGGCUGCUGGGGGACUGCUGGUUCCUGUGCGCCUGCGCCGCCCUGCAGAAGAGCCAGCACCUCCUGGGCCAGGUGCCUGCCCCAGUCUUCCCUCCAGGACAGCCGAGCUGGCUCGACCAGACGUACCGUGGCUCCUUCACCUGUCGAGUCUGGCAGUUUGGACGCUGGGUGGAGGUGACCGUAGAUGACCGUCUGCCUUGUCUUGCAGGGAGACUCUGCUUCUCCCGGUGCCAGAGAGAGGAUGUAUUCUGGCUCCCCUUACUGGAGAAGGUCUACGCUAAGGUCUACGGGUCCUAUGAGCGCCUGUGGGCCGGGCAGGUGGCAGACGCCCUGGUGGACCUCACUGGUGGCCUCGCCGAGAGGUGGAACCUGAAGGACGUGGCAGGAGCCAGUGGCCAGCAGGACAGGCCCGGCGGCACGGGACGGAGGACUUGUCGGCAGCUGCUCAGCCUGAAGGACCGCUGUCUGCUGAGCUGCUCGGUGCUCAGCCCGAGAGCAGGUACCAGGGAGCUGGGGGAGUUUCACGCUUUCAUUGUCUCGGAUCUGUGCGAGCUGCGGGGUCUGGCCGGUCAGAGCGUCCUGCUGUUGCGGAUUCACAACCCCUGGGGCCGGCGGUGUUGGCAGGGGCCCUGGAGAGAGGGGGGCGAAGGGUGGAGCCAGGUGGAGCCUUCGGCCGAGGCUCAGCUGCUGUCGCGGCUCCAGGAAGGGGAGUUCUGGGUGGAGGAGGACGAGUUCCUGCGGGAGUUUGACGAGGUCACCAUUGGCUUCCCGAUCACGGAGGCCGGCCACCUGCAGAGCCUCUACUCAGGAAGGGCGCUGUGCCACACUCAGGAGCUGCCCGGGGCCUGGGUCAAGGGCCAGUCGGCAGGAGGCUGCCGGAACAACAGCGGCUUCCCCAGCAACCCCAAGUUCUGGCUGCGGGUCUGCGAAGCCAGCGAGGUGUACGUGGCCGUCCUGCAGAGACCGCGGCUGCGCGCCGCCGGCCGCCCGGGCGGGGACUACCAGGCCGUGGGCUUGCACAUCUGGAAGGUGGAGAAGCGGCGGGUGAGCCUGCCCAGGACCCUGUCCGCGCCCCCCGUGGUGGGCACCGCGUGCCACGCCUAUGACCGCGAGGUCCACUUGCGCUGUGAGCUCACCCCGGGCUACUACCUGGCUGUGCCCAGCACCUUCCUGAAGGACGUGCCGGGGCAGUUCCUGCUGCGGGUCUUCUCCAGCGGGAGGGUCUCCCUCAGCGCCGUGCCGCCGGCGGCCCAGAGCGCGGCCCCCCGGGAGGCCCUGCCCGCGGGCGAGUGGGAGACCGUGCGGCUGCGGGGCUCCUGGAGAGUCGGCCGGACGGCGGGCGGCAGCCGCAACUUCGCCUCCUACCCCACCAACCCGCGCUUCCCCCUCUCGGUGCCGGAGGGCGCGGGCCCCCGCUGCGUGCGCAUCCGCCUGCGCCAGCACGGCCGCGACCGCGCGUGCCAGCCCAUCGGCUUCCACGUCUUCCAGGUUCCGGCGGACGGCGGGCGCCAGGACGCGUCCUCCCUGCUGCUCCAGGAGCCCCUGCUGAGCUGCGUGCCGCACUGCUGCGCCCAGGAGGUGAGCCGGCUCAGCUACCUGCCGCCGGGGACCUACAGGAUCGUGCCCUCCACCUACCUGCCGGACACCGAGGGGGCCUUCACAGUGACCGUGGAGACCAGGAUAGACAGGCGCUCCAUUCACAGCCAGGAGAUGCUGGGGCAGCCCCUCAAGGAGGCCUCCUUCAUGGCAGUGAUGAAAGCCUGACCGGGUGACCCCGCGUGUCAGCUCUGGUGGCCGGGGGUCUGAGGGGCUUCCAGUGGCCCACACGUGAGUGCCACAGGGGCCAGGCCUGAGCGGGUUCUGGCGAGGAGCCCCUGCCCUGCCCUGGCCGGCGCUGCGGGAAGGGCAGGAAACCUCAGGGUGGGCACCUUGUUUCACGCGGCUGAGCCAACAGAGCCUCCCCGAGACGCUCCACGUCGCCUCCUCGGCCCCGGAGAGAGGCCGUACAGCGGGUGAGAGCACGUCGGGACAGAUCUUGUUUAAAACUAUGUAUUAGAAACGUUUUUAGGACGUACGUUUAUAAAUAAACAUUAGCCCCG